Molecule: messenger RNA, 1539 nt
Organism: Penicillium verhagenii
Lineage: Eukaryota; Fungi; Ascomycota; Eurotiomycetes; Eurotiales; Aspergillaceae
Product: Major facilitator superfamily domain general substrate transporter
Exons: 1
Coding region: 1-1539 (512 amino acids)
Biological process (GO): basic amino acid transport; transmembrane transport
Cellular component (GO): fungal-type vacuole membrane
Molecular function (GO): basic amino acid transmembrane transporter activity
Source: RefSeq, a predicted model, not a curated record
AUGCCAUCAACAGCAACACCCGAGCAAUCGCCUUUACUUCUGCAGGGGUCACCCAGCCAUGGGCGCUGGUCGCCUCGUCUCCCACCUGCACGCGACGCAGACCCGCAAAUAAAGUCGGCAGUGGUCGCUGCGAUAGUCUCCACCUGGAUUGCUACCUUCCUCGCAGCAGCAGACAGCACCAUCACCUCAACACUAUCAGCCACCAUCGCGCAUGAAUUCGGAUCCCUAACCCUCGUGUCAUGGCUAGGAUCGGGUUAUCUAAUUGGCCUUACAGCCACACAACCGCUCAGUGGAAAAUUAAGUGACAUUUUCGGACGACGCGUGAGCUUUUGUGUCGCGUCAGCCCUGUUCACUAUCGGCAACCUUAUCUGUGGCUUCUCGCACUCGGAAGUGGUGGUCAUUGCCGCGCGGGUUGUGACUGGUAUUGGAGGAGGUGGAUGUAUUUCGAUCGCGACUUUCAUUGCCUCUGAUAAUAUACCGCUUCAUCGCCGAGGUAUUUGGCAGGGUGUUGGCGCUGUCGUAUACACCUCUGGCAUGGGUCUAGGUGCGGUGAUCGGUGGUACAAUCAAUGACGCAGUAGGCUGGAGAUGGGCGUUUAUUGGGAUUGCGCCUGUAUCAUUCAUUGCUGGACUUGGGGUCGCGGCGUUUGUACCAAGUCAGACCGAGGAAAAACAAAAUCUGGGGAAAAUGCUCGGUCGGAUUGACUUUCUCGGCGCAGCGACCUUGGUGUCAUCACUGGUACUAUUGAUGCUGGGUCUCAACCACAACGGAUCAGAGGAAACAUUCCCACUAUUCAGCCUUGUUGUUCCUGUCGGCGCGGUACUUCUGGUGGCAUUCCUUAUGAUCGAAUAUCGCUGGGCCAAAGAGCCGAUCAUUCCGUUGUCGCUGUUUGGUCGACGAACUGUCGUAGCAGCUUGCUUAGCGGCCUGGUUCAUGUCCAUGGCCUUUUAUGCACUCACAUUUUAUGUUCCACUGUACCUACAGGUGCUCGGGUAUUCAACCAGCGAGACGGGUCUUCAUCUUCUUCCCGAUUCCAUUGGUGCCGGCUUGGGGUCUUUCUUAGUUGGUCUGGUCAUUCGAGUAACAGGGAAAUAUGGUGUUUUCCGAUACACCAUGCCAUUGCUUCUCGUCAUCGCAUCGGUCGGAUUUGCUUUGAUAUCUAGAGAAACAUUUUGGGUUUUGCCGGAGGUAUACCUUUUCUGUAAAGGAUUCGGAAUGGGUGGUGCCCUGACAAUGGUGAUUCUAGCCUUGCUACAUGCGGUCCCUCAUGAAAAGCACGCAACGGCCACUUCUGCCUUGUACGCGUUUCGAUCGACAGGGUCAACGGUUGGCUUAUCUGUUGCAAGUGCCAUUUUCAGCCACCGGCUCAAUCAGGCCUCUUUGGUGAACGGCACUUCCUGCGUGGAAGGAGAUGAGUGCUAUCUGGAUGCGCUUCACCAAGCUUUCCGAUUUGCACUUUGUGUCUCUUGUACCGGUUUGAUAUCGGCUCUGUUCAUUGGCUGCGCUAGUAUAAAGGCUCGGGAGGUGGAGAGGGAAUGA